Molecule: messenger RNA, 2949 nt
Organism: Notodromas monacha
Lineage: Eukaryota; Metazoa; Arthropoda; Ostracoda; Podocopida; Cyprididae
Source: the annotation of a GenBank genome assembly
AUGUGGCGACGUAAUCCAGUUUUCCAGAAUCCGCGCGUGACCGUGUAUAGCCCGAGACAGCAUGCCGUGCUAAUGCCCCGGCCGCGCAUUCAUUUCAACAAGCACUUCGUCCCGGGGUCAGCCUUCACUUGGAAGCGAGAUGCAAACAACGUUGAAACCCAGACAGAAUUGGUGUCUUCGUUGCAAAAGACCAGACAACAGUUGGCAACUCUGGAAGCCAGCAGUAUCGAAGAAGACGAAGACGAACUCAGAAAAAUGGCGCUUCUUUCCCAGAAGGUCAAGCAAGAGACGAAGCUGAAGGAGGAAGGAAGUCGACUGAAAGCCGCUGCGAAUAUUGUUCGUCCAUUUUGCCAGUUUUACGCCAAGUAUGGAUAUUGUCAAAGGAUUUCCAGUGGAUGUCCUUUCAAUCAUCGUGCCACCGGGAUGACAAAAAGUUCUUCGAGGUACAAACUAAGGAAUUACGCAACCGGAUCGCAGAGUGCUCUGAAAUCAAAACAAGAGGCUCCCGUGUGCAAAUAUUUUCUGAAAUCUGGCUACUGCCUGAAGGGUAUUCGCGGUAUCUGCAAGUUCAAUCAUUCAUUCCGCUUGAGGCCCAACAUUUCGUUAUUUGCGAGGCCGUCGUCAAAUAUAGUAUUGCAGCGAAGAUCGGACUUUCAAGCUGGGAAAUUGCAAAAUGCUCGGCCCGCAUGGCAAUUGCAGCUUCAGCACAAUAGACAACAGUUUCAAAUGUCCGCGUUGAUGAAUUCUUCUCGAAGACAAACUUACAUCGCCUCUCGGCUGGUUGCCAAAAGCUUGCGGACGUUGAGGAAACCUGUUGCACGGGUUCCGCCGAGACCCGUGCCUGUUUGCAAAUUUUAUUUACGGCGAGGUUUUUGUCCCAAAAUGAAAACUGGCUGCCCUUUUUCUCAUCGGAGAUUCGGGCGGAACCGAGUGAAGAAAAACGCCAUCAAAAUUACGAAAGUCACCUCAGAGGAAAUGAUCGAGACGGAAGAGGAAGCACAAAAUCGCGCGAAGGAAAUUUUGCAUCGGAAGCGGGCGAUUAUAGCUCAGAAGAACAAGCUGAUCACUUGCACUCCACCUCAAGUUCCCUUCAAGAAGAGGCUAAAAACUCCGAGAAGCAUCGUUAGCAGGUUCAAAGUUGUCCGAAUACAUGUGGAACAGGGAGAACAGAAAAAUCGCUACGUUUUCCGUCGUUCGUUGUCCACGAGCAAGAGAGAGAGAACAGAGUCUUUCUCCACGUCCAAAAGAUCUGCGCAACAGAAUUAUUCGGCGAGGAGAUUAUCGUUGCUGAGGAAAUCGCUCAAGGCGUCGCCGCAAAGUGCCGCCAAAUUCCGUUGGAGAGCGAAAUCAGAUUGUGGAUUGUUCAUCAGGAGAGGCUUUUGUGAACGAAAGGAGAACGGCACGUGUCCUUACCUGCACGACUCGGAAAAAAUUUCCAUGUGUUCAAUGUUCCUUGCUGAGGGAAAAUGUGAUUUGCCGAGUUGUAUGUUGGUGCACCGUUCGACGUGGACCGGCAGACAGACUCAGCCAACGUGUGUGCUGCGAUUAAGAGGGCUUUGCGACGGAACCCGUGCAAACGGAAAGCCCUGUGUGUUCUUUCACCCGGAAGAACCAGUGGAAAAGCUCAAGAAACGUGUGCUGUGUGGGGAUUUCAUGCGAAGCGGCUAUUGUCGAUUAGGAAACGAGAUUGGGUCUGCAGAAAAAUUCGAAUAUGCAAAAGAAUGGGCCACUGAAUGCUGCAAAUCCUUCGUUGCCGUCGAUAUGUCUCCCGAGUGCAAAACAAAAGACUUGCUAACACCAGAAUUCCAUCCGAUUGUGACAAAGGGAGCGCGGCAAACAGGCGUUUCUGUGGAAGAGGGAAAGAAAUCGUCACCUGAAAGUGUUAACCCUGUUGGGUCGGAAGUGCUGGGAACAAAAACAAAAGAUGACAAGAGCCCGGUGGAGGCUGAGGGGAGGAGAGUCAAGGCGACUAUGCGGAAAUCGAGGGGAGGUGGGCCACCCCGGAAGCCGACGUCAAAACGGAAUGAUGCAAAACGCAAGCGUUCUGGCUCUUCUUCGUCAUCUUCUUCCUCAUCCUCCUCUUCGUCUUCUGGAUCAUCUUCCAGUUCCCGCAGCUCUUCUUCUGACUCUGGUUCGUCGUCCUCAUCGUCUUCGGGGUCAUCUUCUGGCUCGGAUUCGUCCACGUCGCCCGUUCGAGGCAAGAAGAAGCCAGCAGGAGGGAAGAAGGAUGAUAAGAAGGCAUUGCCGCCCGUGGAUGUGGGUAAAAAGGAUGAUAGGAAAAAAGUAGUCGACAAGGACGAGGAUAAAGAGAAUGCCGAAAAAGUUUUGGUCGAAGAGGUUAAGCCGAAGGAGAAGCCUAAAGAGGAUACUCCGCUUGCUGAGAAAGAUGCUCUGAAGCCGAAGCUUCGUACCCGUUCUCGUUCACCGCUGAGUAAAUCGAAAUCCCGGAGUGCUUCCCGAAGCCCGGUUGGGAAACGAAGGAGCCGAUCGCCGAACAGGCUCGUGGACCGGAGCAACGAUCGUGGCGCCGUGGGCCUGAGAGCAACUAGCCCGCCGCUGAAGCGUCGCCGGUCACCGACGCCGCCGCAGAAACCGAUCCGCGUCCACAUUGGCCGCCUUACGCGCAACGUCACCAAGGAGCACGUGAUGGAGAUUUUCUCCGUUUACGGAACAGUGAAGAACGUAGAAUUGCCGACGGAUCCUCGAGCGCCGCAUCUGCACCGCGGCGUGGCCUGGGUUGAAUUCACCGAUCCGAAGGAGGCCGAGGACGCCAUGAGGCACAUGGAUGGCGGACAAAUCGACGGACAGGAAAUUACGGCUGCGCCGGUGUUGGAAGGCAGCUUCAGGGACAGGAGGCGUCCGGGGCAAGGGCCACCACCGCAACGGAGGAUGUCGCCGCCUCCUAGGCGAGCUCCUGUUAGGAGACGUUCUCCUCCGCCACCUAGGUGA